This is a messenger RNA of Lachnellula hyalina, 3666 nucleotides long. It is a transcript of the gene nst1, whose product is annotated as Stress response protein. Bases 1 to 3666 code for a protein of 1221 amino acids. The transcript has 2 exons. The record is from RefSeq and is a predicted model, not a curated record. NCBI's taxonomy places the organism in Eukaryota, Fungi, Ascomycota, Leotiomycetes, Helotiales, Lachnaceae.
AUGCCCGCAAACCAACGGCAACAGUCUAAACAAUCUCCAGCGUCUCCUACCUCCAGACCUACCGCCAAGUACACAAAUAAGGAUGGUUCCAAGUUCAUAACUGUCCCCAAAGUUUUUAAUCCGAGCGACUCUGAGACAUCCCCAGCCAUGGCCCAGACAACUACAAAACCCAAUAGACAGGUGCCCUCACCUCCUACAAAUCCUAGUAGUGCUGUGCCCUCAGUCAAUCGAAAGAAACAAAAGCGCCGCGACAAACAAGCUGCGAAGCUAGCUGCAGAGCAGCCUACGAGAAUUCAUACGAACGGCGCGCACGCUCCAGGAAAGGCACAUUUCCACGAGCAUGGUUUGGACGCGCGAUACGAAGAUAAUGGGCAAUUCGAUCCAGCAGACGGAGAGCAGGACUACAGCGACGAGGAUGGAGAUGCGUAUUCUGGCUCGUAUGGAAAUGACGGGUCAUCUGCAAAUGGGCAUGCGAUACCUGCAUCUGACCCCUCUGGGAAGAAGUCUAGGAAGAAGAAGAAGUCUAGAGCCCAGCCCGAAACACUUCACCACGGGCAUUCUCAUGGUGGAACAAAUGGUAUCUCGCAUAAUGAUGUAUCUCUUCCGCUUCCUCCACUAUCAGCUAGCGAUAUGCCCCGAGGCCCUGGUAUCUCCAAGGAGAAAAUCUGGAACACUUCAUCGCAAGAAGAGCGUCAGCGAAUAAAAGACUUUUGGUUGUCUCUAGGCAAUGAUGAGCGCAAGUCACUUGUCAAAGUCGAGAAAGAUGCAGUGUUAAAGAAGAUGAAGGAGCAACAGAAGCAUUCAUGUAGUUGUACAGUCUGUGGACGUAAGCGCACUGCCAUUGAGGAAGAACUUGAAGUUCUCUAUGAUGCAUAUUAUGAAGAGCUUGAGCAGUAUGCAAAUCACCAAGGGGACGGAGGCCCUACGCCCAUGAUGCCCCCGCCUCGUCGUUUUGGGGCUCUGGGAGGUUUGCAGCCUCCAAAUCGCCUACCGCCCCCAUUUACUGGCCAGCAACCAUCAAGAGGCAGAAUAGUGGAACAGCUAGGUGACGAUGAAGAUGAAGAAGGCAGUGAGGAGUAUAGUGAAGAUGAUGGAGACGAGGACGAUUACAGUGAUGAAGAACCGGAGGAGAUUCCGCGAACCAAUAAUGCUCCUGACUUCUUUAGUUUUGGUAAUAGUCUUACAGUACAGGGUGGGAUUCUCACCGUCGCGGACGACCUACUCAAGAAUGAUGGAAAGAAGUUUAUCGAAAUGAUGGAGCAGCUUGCUGAACGUCGAAUGGCGCGAGAAGAAGAUGCUCGGGAAUACGCAAGUCAAAGUUACGGACAUCCUCCAAAUGGCGCAAUGCAUCCGCACGUGCACCCUCACCCUCACGCUCAUAAUCAUCCACCCCCGCAAGAGGACGAGGAAUAUGAUGAAGAUGACGAAGAGGAUGAGUACGAUAGCCAAGACGAGGACUACGACGAUGAAGAGGAAAUGGACACGAUGACGGAAGAACAACGGAUGGAGGAAGGACGUCGGAUGUUCCAGAUAUUCGCUGCUCGGAUGUUUGAGCAAAGGGUUUUGACUGCGUACAAAGAGAAAGUGGCCAAAGAGCGUCAGCAAAAGCUUUUGGAGGAGUUAGAAGAAGAAAACCAAGCGGACUCCCAGAAAAAAGCGAAGAAGGCUCGGGAUGCUCAGAAGAAGAAAGAGAAGUUGGCGGAAAAGAAAAAGGCCCACGCAGAAGAAAAGGCAAAGCUAGACGCCAAAAAGGCGGCUGAAGAAGCCGCCAUUCGCGCCGCCGAGGAGAAAAAGGCCGAGGAGCAACGUCUGAAGAUCGAGGAAAGACGGAGGAAAAAGGAAGCGCAGAAGAAAGCCGAGGAAGAAGAGCGACUGAGAAAGGAGGCCGAAAAGGCGCGUCGUUUGCAAGAACAACGAGAUCGACAAGCCGAGUUGGAGCGCAAGCAAAGAGAGGCCAAGGAGAAAGAACGAAAGGAGAAAGAGGAGAUUAGGCAGAGGGAGCGAGAAGCAAAGGAGGCCAAGGAACGAGACUCUCGAGAGCGGAAGGAGAAGCAGGAAAGAGAUAAGCGUGAAAAGGAAGCCAAGGCGAAAACCGAGAAGGAGUCUAGGGAAAAACAAAAGCGUGAGGAGUUGGCGGCUCAACAGGCUGCUGCACAAGCAGCUAUUGCUGCAACUCAAUCUUCGAAACGACCGCAGCCCCCAGUACCAAUUCCGUCGAGCUUACAGUCACAUGCUGUAUCAGUUGCUUCUCCCCACAUCCCUGUUGCCACUCCUGCUAUUCCGAAAGCGCCAACACCUGUUAAACUACGAACAUCUUCUCAGCAAGGUUCAAUAGGGACCGGUCCCCAAACCCCUCAGGGCAAUGGACUAAGCCAGAAUACCUCGCCUCAUUCAUCAACGCCUAUGCAAGGUAGCCCUGGUCCAAUUGGACCACCCGGAAAGAACCAAGGACAGCAGCCACAUCUCCAUCACCCACAAGCCGCAUCUCCGAUCCAUGCAGCCCUGAAGAGUCCUCCGGGAAUUCCACCAAACACAUUUGCUGGCAUGCAACCUAUGGGUUUGGGUUUCCAACCCGGGGUACCUAUGAUGGCGCCAAGCUUUGGCGGGCGUAUGCAGCACGAACCUAUGUUUGCCCAUCAGCCACCGAUGGGAGGGCAAUUCAGGCCUAUGGCUGGCCCCAACGGUAUGCCAAUGCAUCCUCAAUUUGUCAUGCCGCAGAUGCAGCAAGGUAGAGGUUUCCCUUUGCAACAUGGUCCACCAGGGUUCCCACCGCAAAUGCAAAAUGGUCUAGGUGGUAUUGGUCAACCUAUCGGCGCACAGAAGGAUGGUAAUCCAUCACAAUCUCAUUCGCGGCAACAAUCGGGAUCCUAUGAGAAGCCAUUCGAGACACCAUCGUCCAUUUCACAAGCACAACCUAUUGCAAGGCCAGGUCCGAUCGGCCGCCCGUCGAGUGUAGUACAUGGCCAUCACCAAGGAAAUCCGAGCUUGAGUGAUGUUGAUGAGUUGAGCAAUCGACUCGGAAGUCGCGCAUUACUCGAUGAAUCAGACGAGCCGCUUGACGCGGGAGUAAAUGGCCGACGCACAAAUGGCAUGCCAAACCUCAAUACGAGACCAGGGUUUUCACAUUUUGGACUGGAUCCUGGGUUUCCAAGCCCAAUGAGCUCGUUCAAUACAUGGGGUGCUCCACAGCAGAAUCCUUUUGGGCCGUCUUCACUACCUGGUUCGAAUUACAACGGCUGGGGCCCGUCUGUGAACGGCACUUUCGGCUCCCUUGGAGGCUCUUCAGCAAUGCGUCCACCACAGUCCCGCCCAGUAGCUGUCCGAAACAUGAUCUGCAGAGCUUGUCACAAUCUCGAAGGCUCUACACCUGAUGGCUUCUACGAUAUCAACCUCAUUAAAGAGCAAAUCGAGCAUCUCAACAGCCUCAACGAGCAGCCUGUGUCAGAGCAAGAGUUGCUUGAGAUGUGUGAGACUGAGGGUAAUUCUAUGAAUGGCGGUGGCUCGUUUGAGGUCCGCACUGAUGGCAAUGGCCAACGCUCCAUUCGCUAUGAAAAUGAUAUCCCGUCAGCACAUCGACCCGUAGGUGCACCAGGUGAGAUUGGUAGCCCGAUUGUAGGCGGUGGUAGCAUGGCUCGCUUUGCUCACGGGCCCCCUCCAGGCUUCUGA